This is a messenger RNA of Truncatella angustata, 690 nucleotides long. RefSeq names its product glycoside hydrolase family 61 protein. Bases 1 to 690 code for a protein of 229 amino acids. The transcript has 3 exons. The record is from RefSeq and is a predicted model, not a curated record. Lineage: Eukaryota; Fungi; Ascomycota; Sordariomycetes; Amphisphaeriales; Sporocadaceae.
AUGAAGAGUCUUCUAACAUUGCUUGCCGCCGUCACUGCGGUCGCGGCAGCCCCACACUACACAUUCCCCAAGCUCGCUGGCACAGCAGAUUGGUCCUCGGCCCGUAAAACAGUCAACUGGCAGACCAACAACCCCGUCACCGAUGUGACCUCGCCAGAUAUUCGCUGCUACCAACUAGCCCCUGGCAACGAGGGCGCAACGACACAGGAGUACAAGGCCGGCAGCACCAUAACGUGGGUUGCAGCGCCGAGUAUCUAUCACAUCGGGGCUUUGUCGGCGUACAUGGCAAAAGCACCCUCGGGUACCAAGGCCGCUGACUGGGCUGGGGAUGGUGCCGUUUGGUUCAAGGUCUACCAAGAUAUGCCGACCGUGUCGGGUAAUCAAUACACAUGGCCAUCCGAGGGAAAAUCACAAUUCAGCUUCACGAUCCCCAACUGUCUAGAAGACGGCGAGUACCUGUUCCGCAUCGAGCAUGUAGCGCUUCACUCUGCUUCGACAGCUGGCGGCGCACAGUUUUACCUCUCCUGCGCGCAGUUGCAUGUCACUGGUGGCACGGCUACUGGCAAGCCGACCGACUUGGUGUCUUUCCCUGGUGCUUAUAAAGCGACGGACCCGGGUCUGCUGAUCAAUGUUUACAACAACGGUGGCAAGGCUUAUCAGCCAGCCGGACCAAAGGUCUUUACCUGCUAG